Molecule: messenger RNA, 1807 nt
Organism: Rhodamnia argentea
Lineage: Eukaryota; Viridiplantae; Streptophyta; Magnoliopsida; Myrtales; Myrtaceae
Product: UPF0481 protein At3g47200-like
Exons: 2
Coding region: 470-1768 (432 amino acids)
Source: RefSeq, a predicted model, not a curated record
UUUAACAAAUCAACGCAUUAGUUCUUGAAUUCUCCUUUAAGUAAUCGGAUACUUUUUGAUUGAAUAAAGUUACAUUCUAGCUGCUUCUGAGAAACCUUUCGGAAGGGAUUAGAGGCUCUACAAUGAAAAGCUUCCUUCUCGUUUGUCUAAAUCAACCUAUUCAAGUUACCUUUGAUUCCUACCCAUCUUUGAACAGUAUUUCACGGUUGUCUCGCAUAUAUUCAUCUCCUCGUUUUACCUCUAUCCUGAAGCUUUUUCAGGACAGCAGUUCCUUGUGUUUCAUGCAGGGCAUAGCAUGACAUGUCCACCAGAUCAGAUCAGGCUGUUGUUUGGUGGAUUAUUUCAGCGAAGCGCCUCUGACUGUUUCUCUAGUUGAUUUGAGACUCCAGUUGCUGAGAAGAACAUAGAGCUCAAAUCAAAACCAUGUGGAAAUAGCUUCUCCGGCGAAUGAUCGAAGUAGCUUAAUCAAAUGCAGGCUCCGUCAGUGGCCCGAGACCAUGUUUCGGUCCACAUUCAUCCCGUUGAAGAUGAACUCGUGUCUUCCAUUCAGGAAAAGAUGGAGGGAGCUUCAUCCUCAAUCGAUAUCUGCAGAGUGCCUGAGCGACUGCACGGGCAAAAUAGGGGGCACUACUUCCCGGAAUUGGUCUCUGUCGGACCUUACCACCGAGGUGAAUCGACUCUCAAGGAUAUGGAGAAUCAUAAGUGGCGCUACUUAUUUACACUCCUAAACCGAAAGCCCGACAUAGGAUUGACCUUGGACAAGUGUGUGAAAUCGCUGCGAGAGUUGGAGAACCGAGCUCGUCGGUCCUAUGAAGGAGAUCUCGGCCUCUGCAGCAACGACUUCAUUGAAAUGAUGCUUGUCGAUGGGUGUUUCAUCCUCGAACUCUUCAUUAAGUGCUCGAACAGGAGGCUCCGGCGUAGGAAUGAUCCUCUCUUUUGCACUCCCGGGAAGCUCUAUAACUUGAGGUGCGAUCUGGUGCUGCUGGAGAAUCAGAUUCCUCUGUUCAUCCUUCAGCGAUUGUUUCAGAUCGUGCCGAUUCCGAAACAGUGCACACAUUCUCUGUUCGAUCUUGCCUUUAGGUUCUUCAAGAGUUUCAUCCCCGGAGAACCGGAAUAUCUCCAAGAAAAGCUCAACGAAGAAGCUCAUCAUUUGCUCGACUUGAUCCACAACUGUUUGACACCAGCAAAUUACACAAAGAAAGAUGAACCGGCACGAAAAGUUCUGAAUCAGUGCGCAGUGGAACUUCAAGCUGCCGGAAUCAAGUUCAAAAGAUCGGUGACUAGAAGUGUGUUAGACGUCGAAUUCAGUAAAGGUGUCCUCCAUGUCCCAGCUCUGAGAAUCAACCAGAGAACGGAGACCCUUUUCAGGAACCUUAUCGCCCUCGAGCAAGGUCGGUGCGUCGACGCUCAGUGCGUGACUUCUUAUGCUUAUCUCAUUCACAAACUAAUGUCCUCGGAGAAGGACGAGAAGCUGUUCCGCAAACGCCAUAUAGUAUCAAACUACUUGAACAACGACACGAAGGUUGUCAAACUGUUUGGCGAUCUGUGCAAGGAUGUGAGCUUAGAGGAUUUCCACUACGAAGAACUCUGCGUACAGAUGAACGACUACAUCAACAGGAAAAAUCGCAGGACAUUGCAGCGCGACCAGAAGACCGAUCAACAAGCAAGCAAACUGCGCACACUCGUCGUCGUGGCGAUCAUCAUCCUGAUCAUGGUAUUCAUCGGGACGCUGUUCUCUGCAUUGUCGUUCAUCUUCCACCAUAACUAGCACACCGUGGACGCGAAUAAAUCGCUUUAUCGUCGCAUU